AGUAAGUAAUCAUGUCUGGAAGAGGAAAGACCGGAGGAAAGGCCAGAGCUAAGGCUAAGACCCGCUCCUCCCGUGCCGGGCUUCAGUUCCCCGUCGGCCGUGUCCACAGGCAUCUGAGGAAGGGUAACUACGCCCAUCGUGUCGGUGCCGGAGCCCCGGUGUACCUGGCCGCUGUGCUGGAGUACCUGACCGCUGAGAUCCUGGAGCUGGCUGGAAACGCCGCCCGGGACAACAAGAAGACCAGGAUCAUCCCCCGCCACCUGCAGCUCGCCGUCCGCAACGACGAGGAGCUCAACAAGCUGCUGGGAGGAGUGACCAUCGCUCAGGGAGGCGUGCUGCCCAACAUCCAGGCUGUGCUGCUGCCCAAGAAGACCGAGAAGGCCGCCAAGAAGUGAACACCCUGAACCCGCUUCAACCA
Molecule: messenger RNA, 418 nt
Organism: Eleginops maclovinus (Patagonian blennie)
Lineage: Eukaryota; Metazoa; Chordata; Actinopteri; Perciformes; Eleginopidae
Product: histone H2A-like
Exons: 1
Coding region: 12-395 (127 amino acids)
Biological process (GO): heterochromatin formation
Cellular component (GO): chromatin; nucleosome
Molecular function (GO): DNA binding; protein heterodimerization activity; structural constituent of chromatin
Source: RefSeq, a predicted model, not a curated record